Aphanomyces invadans is the source of this 2716-nucleotide messenger RNA. RefSeq lists its product as hypothetical. The record is from RefSeq and is a predicted model, not a curated record. The coding region runs from base 17 to 1897 and encodes 626 amino acids. The transcript is spliced from 8 exons. NCBI's taxonomy places the organism in Eukaryota, Oomycota, Saprolegniomycetes, Saprolegniales, Verrucalvaceae.
CCGCGAACUACAUGCAAUGGCAAAAGCAUCACAAGUCGAAGAUUCCGACAGCUCCGUGAUGAACACGAGGGUCAAUGAACAAGAGUUAAUCGAGCUUCCAUGGUCCAGGCUUCCAUCUCUCGUCCGUGCACUGGCCAAGCCAAGUGACGACACGGUGAACGACGUUCGUGAUCAAGAAGAACUCAUCAGUGUACUGUCCAAAGCGGCGUCUACUAGCUCGACAGUAGACCACCAAGUCCUGCAAUGCAUCACCACGCUGAUAAUGCGAGCAAAGCGGGACUUUGCCCGUGACACGCUCCACGAACCCCAAGAACACUUCAUGCAUCAGUCGUUCUUGACAAGCUGCUCGUAUUUGUACGCGCACGCAGCAUCUAUCAGCGCUCUACCAAGAAUGUGCCCCGAAGUUGAAGAGCUACGUCGAAGUUUCCAAAUUUUGUUUAGUUUUCAACCGUCUGUACGUUCGCACGAUGGAGUCAUCGACCUAAAUCGGCUUGUCACAGUCUGGAAGAAUGUCACAAAGCUGUGCAAAACGUUCAGUUCCUUCAUCGCGACCCCUGAAAAUGCAUCUGGAAUCUCCAAACUCCUCAUGCAUGUCGAGUUCACUAUCCUGGAUACGAUGAGCUUUAUUGACCGCUGCCAACUGUCUGCCUCGGUGGACAGCACCACCAUAGCGCACAACAUCCAGGGUGCAAGGGUACUGUUCAAAGCGUUGCAGGGUUUGCUUCACACGUUCGCAAAUGUCCUACCACAACAAGAGAUCGACCACUACUGGGAGUGCAUGGGCCAAUGUCUUGGCGUCAUGUUUUGCCAUCGAACUUUGUCUCACGUUGAUGCAAGUUGUCAAAAGCACUGGUCAUGCCUGAUCGACGAUACGACAAAUGUCAUCAAAACGUCCUUUUCAUUUGGUGGGCCUUCGAAGAGAUCUUUUGCCACAGCAUUUGAGAUGAGCUUUCUCGACCUUGUGGACUCCAACGCCUCAUUUCCGCCUGAACGAGUUUUGCAUCUCCUCGUGGUGUAUUCAUGGUUUUCUGUUGACACGGACCACGACAAUCGAGGAGUACAGCUUUUUCGUCAUGUCGCUGCAUUUGAUGGCAUCGUGAAAGCACUUUCUGCCUUGAACGACAAUGUCACGCUCGCGAUGACUUUGGUUGAACCUACCCUGCGACUGUACUUUGACGCAUAUCAACGAGGAUCCACAGAGCUUCAGACGCGCCUUCUGCAGCUAACAUUCAAAGACCAAAGCGGCCACCGACAUUUGUGUCGUCGCCUCUGGAUUCAAGCUCUCUGCUUGUGGAACACGUACAACGAAGCCUGUGGCGACGAGAUUAUACAUCUGCUCCUGGACCUCACGUGCUCCAACAACGAAAACUUCGUUAAGGCUCAUCGAAUCGUUCUGAGCGAUUUACUUGUUGACAUGUAUCCCGCCAUGACACUGGCACAAAAGACUCUCUGCAUCAAUCGCUGCACCACUGUGGUUGAAAACAUGUGUGCUGAUGGCCCGAGCUACGACUUUAGUCUUGCUGCCGAAGCGACGUUGACUCUGCUUGAAAGACUAACUGUUGUUGGAAACUUCAUCGAUGGUGUGGACGUAUUAUGGCGCUCGACAUUCGUUGAAAAUUUUCUGGCGAUGAGCUUCGAGUGCUGUGGAACUGCUGUCAACAUAAUCGAACAAGCGUGCGAAGAAAACAGUCCUGUCGACAAAGGCAUUUGGCGGAUUGUUGACGCUACUUUGCUGAUCCUUCGAACCAUCUUUUCGUCCACCCAGUUCAACGUAUUGGCUCCAGAUGACCAGGAGGAAGUUGAAGGCUAUAUUGCCCAGACCAUGCCAAUGCUCGUAGAAGUUUUGCGCCGCCUCUCCAAAACGACAUCAGAAGCUUGGUAUGCUAUCAGUGACUGAUUGUUGUGACAAUUUUGGCGCAGUGAUAUUCAGCGCCGUAUCGUUCAAUCCAUCAAGUACUUGUUGACGACGUUCCAUCCCGGGCUCAGGCGAAAUCAAGAUAACCACUUGAUUCUUGUACUGGAAGCUAUGUUACGCAUGUCGAACAUCCCAGCCCUGAAAAUGCACUCAGCAUUACUUUUGAAGUGGCUGGCAAAUAUUCAAGUGCCCCCUUGCACCGUGGAAGCGGUGGUAUUUCUUUCCUGGUCACAUGUGCUGAUCUCUUCUUCUAGAGGAAAAUUUGGCUGCAGUAUUGCAAACUCAUCAACAUUUUACUGUCGUCCGCGGACUGGCCCAUCGCUUGCACUGCAUUGGAAGCCCUGUGGCUUGUGUUGUCCGAAUCCAGCUUGCCAGUCGAAUCCGAAGACGUCACACAAGAUUUCAAUCCGGAACACAUUGCGAUGGUAUUGCAAUACAUCGACAUGGUACACGAGAAAAAAGUGCUUGGUGACAACAAGCGAAAGCGGAGUAAAGCGCAAGUGCAAUUGGACCGCCUCGGGACACAAUGCGCCAAGGUCAAGCGAUUCUGCAUGAUGAGAGCUCACCAAAUUGACGACGACACCUUCCCGACUGCUAUCGUGGACAACGUGUGCAAUCUGUUGGAUGGAAUCAUGCGACGCCUUGACAGCAACGAUGAUCAAGCUAGGUGCUUUGGGACACAGUAGGGUAUGUUCGAAAUGUUUCAUGCAACGAGGGAUAUCAAUUCACUUUAGAAUGCAACUACGCCGCUUUAUCGGAAUGACCUUCCAAACGAGUUGAAAAAGCUCUUUUCGAUCUUGC